AUGGAAAAGUUUGGCAAUGUUGAUUCCUUGAUUUCUUCGCCAACUAAGGAUACAAAAGCAUAUAAAGACGAAUGUGUGUUUUCAUUCUCUGCUCCAGAUGACGAAAACGGACUUUUUAUAUGCUUGAGAAAUUUUAUUGGCAUAGGACAACAAUACCUAGGUGAAUAUGUUAAUAAAACAGGACAUACUUUAUUCCUUCAAUAUAAAAUUGUGAAAGUAAUUAAAGAAAAAGCUCCCUGUGAUCUUGAACCUCAACCCAAGAAACUUGCCAUUGGACUUCCUGGUGGUUUCGAAUUACCACACGACAAAUAUGAAGUCACUGAAAGAUGGAACUUAUUUCGUUAUCCAGACCUUCGUUCUCCCGACAUUCCAAAUCCUAAAGAACAUUCUGACAAAUCAGACACGUCUCAUCUUGCAAGCCUUGGUCUCUCUUCAAAACUGACUUUGUCUAUUAAUCACAUCCAACGAUGUGAUUCUGCAAUACUUAUAUCUGAAAGGGAGAGUGCUGCACAGGCCUGGGAGGCGGAAAAUCUUUGUCCAGUCUCUAAAUAUGCCGAAAAUCUCGCACAGUUGAACAAUGGUGUUAAAGUCCCACCUAGCGGUAACAAGUGUCACAAAUGCGACCUGGUAACAAAUUUGUGGAUGAACCUUUCGGAUGGAACAAUAUCAUGUGGUCGAAGAUUCUGGGAUGGAUCUGGUGGGAAUAACCACGCGAUUGAGCACUACGAACGCACCAAAUAUCCUCUUGCGGUUAAGCUUGGUACCAUCACUCCAACAAGUGCCGAAGUCUUCUCUUAUCCCGAAGAUGAUAUGGUCACCGAUCCUUUGCUGAGCCAACACCUCGCUCAUUUCGGAAUUGACAUGCAAACAGCACAGAAGAACGAUCAAACCGUCAUGGAGUUAGAGAUUGCUGCCAAUGAACGCUUGGGUGAAUGGCUUACCUUGCAGGAGUCUGAUAAGACCCUUCAACCCCUCUAUGGUCCAGGUCUAACAGGUCUCUGUAAUUUGGGCAAUUCCUGUUACAUUAAUGCCGCUAUGCAAGUUAUCUUUGCUACGGACUUCUUCCGGAAGAGAUAUACAUUGCAUUUGCCCAAGUUUGUUUCCUCCGCUAUUGAUGCGAUCGCCAAAAGCGGCAAUGCUGCGAAUGCUGUAGACUUCUUUGGCUUGCAGAUGAGUAAACUUGGCCAAGCACUGUGUUCGGGGGCCUACUCAUUCCCUAUAGUUGAUAUUUCUGAUCUCAAGAGUGGAGAAGUUGUACCUAAACAACCGGGCAUCCGACCUCGUAUGUUCCGUAACCUGAUUGGAAGCACUUGCUCCGAAUUCGCAACCAAGCAACAAAAAGAUGUGCAAGAAUUCCUUUCUCAUCUAUUUGACCUUAUCGAACGAGAAGUUAAGGAGAAUAAAGUCAAGCUGGAUGAACCUUCUCCUCUCUCAGCUCUGACAUUCAUGGUUGAGGAACGUCUGGAAUGCGGUUCAACUCACAAGGUGCAGUACAAAGACCACUCUGAGCAAAUUCUGCGCUUGCCCAUUCCAUUGGAAGCUGCUACAAAUGUUGAAGAGGUUGCUGCUUUUGAAAAUCGUAAACUUGAGGCAGAAAAGGCAGGUGUUCCUUUCAAAGAAGAUCCAAUCUAUCUCAAGAUCGGUAUUGAUGCCUGCAUUUCAAGUUGGGCAGCACAAAAUGUCGUGUCUGAUUUCAUUUCCCCUGCCACUGAACCCCCGGGGCAGCGAACAUUCGCCCUUCAAUCUUCACGUUUUUCAACAUUCCCCGAUCUGCUCUGCAUUCAAAUGCUCAAGUUUACUCUGGAUGAAAAGUGGCUUCCGCACAAAUUGCAUGUGGCCAUCCAACUUGAUCCCAAUUCAAGCGAGGAUGGUCGGCCCAGACCUGAAUGGAGAUUGGAUCUCUCUGCUCUUAAAGCCCCUGGGGGCCUUCAACCUGGAGAGGUUCUAAUGCCUAACAUUUCUUGUGCUGUUUGUCAAGCUAAAAUCGGUAAAGUUUUCCCUCGUUGCAAUGCUGGCUAUCGAUUAAUCUCUAAUUCUAUCGUUCUAUGUUUUGAAAUAGGUGAUGUUUCGGAAACAUCAGCUCAAACCCAAUCAGGUCCAGCAGUAGACGAAAGCGUUGUAGAACAGUUGCAAACCAUGGGCUUCUCCCGUAACGCCUGCAUUCGAGCCUGUAUGGCAAUGAAUUCAAAUGCCGAGGAAGCUUCUAACUGGUUGAUGGCACACAUAGAAGACUCCAAUUUGAAUGAUCCUAUUCAGAGCUUUGGCGCGCCAUCAAGUGUUGAUUGUUCGAGUGUUGACCCUAGCGCUCUUAACAUGCUUCUUGAAAUGGGAAUUGCUAAGGAAUUGGCGCAGAGGGCUCUAGAAGUGUGCAGUAAUAGGAUUGAGGAAGCAAUAAACAUGGCCUUUACGAAUCCGGAGGAGUUGCUCAACCCUGUGGAGACUCUAAAGCAACAAGAUGGUAGUUCGAGUGCCAGGGCCAUGGGCACAGAAACAAGCAAAGAGGGGCUUUCUGAUGGAGAUCCUAGCCGAUAUGAAUUGAUUGCUUUCAUUAGCCACAUGGGCCGAUCUACUGCUUCUGGACACUAUGUCUGUCACAUUAAGCGUUCAGCUUUGUGCAAGGGUAUCCCUGGUCUAGUUUCAGCCUGUGAAACCACUCCAUGUCGUCCAGACAACGAAGAUGAAUGGGUUAUUUUCAACGAUGAAAAAGUCUGUCGAACCCAGGAAAUGUCUGAGAAAUCGGAUGAUCUAUACCUCCCCUACGCGGUUAUUAUGCGGAUUGUUAAGGAAGCGUUUCCUGAAGAUUCAAACGUAAUUGUCUCCCGUGAAGCCCGUUCCGCGUUGAGUAAAGCAGCUAGCUCGUUUGUGCUCUGUGUCUCAACUAUGGCUUCUGCUCACUGUGAAGCAGGAAAACGUAAAACCCUCGCCGCUUCGGAUAUCAUAGGUGCUCUUAGGGAUAUGCAAUUUGGCCACUUUGAGUCACCACUCCUUCAAUUUAUUGAAAAUUACCGAGCACUAGUUGCAGCUAAAAAGAGCACAAAGAAGGUCUCCAUUAAUGUUGACGAAGGUGUUGAAAUUAUGCAGGUACAUGAAGAGGUGCUGUAA
Molecule: messenger RNA, 3102 nt
Organism: Rodentolepis nana
Lineage: Eukaryota; Metazoa; Platyhelminthes; Cestoda; Cyclophyllidea; Hymenolepididae
Source: the annotation of a GenBank genome assembly